Jaminaea rosea is the source of this 951-nucleotide messenger RNA. RefSeq names its product putative YMC1-protein of the mitochondrial carrier family. Gene Ontology annotation, molecular function: L-ornithine transmembrane transporter activity. Bases 1 to 951 code for a protein of 316 amino acids. The transcript is spliced from 5 exons. Gene Ontology annotation, biological process: mitochondrial L-ornithine transmembrane transport. The record is from RefSeq and is a predicted model, not a curated record. Lineage: Eukaryota; Fungi; Basidiomycota; Exobasidiomycetes; Microstromatales.
AUGGGCGAUAACAAUAGCGGCUUCGGCCUGAGUAGGACCGCCAAGGAUUUACUGAGCGGAACCACCGGAGGGAUAGCUCAGGUCCUCGUUGGACAGCCAUUGGAUCGCAUCAAAGUCAAUCUUCAGACUGCUCCACAGGGCACAUAUACCGGAAUGGUCGACUGCGCAUCGAAAUUGGUCAAGAGAGAUGGCGUCAGAGGUCUCUACGCUGGCACAUUGAUGCCGUUGCUCGGUGUCGGAGCCUGCGUGAGCGUCCAAUUCUCAGUGGUUGAAGCCGUCAAGCGCUCCUUCGCAUCGUCAAAUGCCAAGAGAGCCGGAGCUACCUCGUCCGAGGCCCUCUCUGGCGUCGGCGCCAAGGCCUAUCCGCUCUCCUCUGCACAGCUCUAUUCGGCCGGUGUGGCCGCAGGUCUCGCCAAUUCAUUCCUCGCAGCACCCAUCGAGCACAUCCGUAUUCGACUGCAGCUCCAGACGGACGGUGCCUUCCGCGGGCCUGUGGGCUGCGCCAAAGCCAUCGUUUCGUCCAAUGGCGUCCCUGGCCUUUUCCGCGGUUUGGUCCCUACUCUCGUCCGAGAAGGUCACGGUAUGGGCAUGUACUUCCUCAUCUACGAAGCUGUCGUCGGCUACAAGCUUCGCAAGGACAACCUCUCGCGGGCCGAGCUUCCCAGUUUGUGGGCAAUGCUCGGUGGAGCUACAUCUGGUCCCCUGCUGUGGUUGGCCGUGUAUCCAGUGGACGUGCUCAAGACUGUCUGGACUACGCAGCCGCUGGACCCGGCGCAGCGAAAGUACAGCAGCUUGGCCGCGUGUGCAAAGUCGAUCUACGCGCAAGGCGGCUGGCGCGGCUUCUUCCGAGGUCUUGGGCCCACCUUGACCCGAGCUCCCAUCUCCAACGCUGCAACGUUCGUGGCUUACGAGUGGGCUGCGAGGAACCUCGAGGGGUACGUGCGCGAGUGA